Messenger RNA from Aspergillus aculeatus ATCC 16872, 519 nucleotides. RefSeq names its product putative GPI anchored cell wall protein. Bases 1 to 519 code for a protein of 172 amino acids. The record is from RefSeq and is a predicted model, not a curated record. The transcript is spliced from 3 exons. Lineage: Eukaryota; Fungi; Ascomycota; Eurotiomycetes; Eurotiales; Aspergillaceae.
AUGUUGCUCUUUAAGCCCGCUUUUUGCGCUGUUUGCGCCUUUGUUUGGGCCUUCAGUAGCCUUGUCGCUGCUGUUCCAACCCGUGAUUGUCUUCUGUUUGCUGUAGGCUCUCAAUCCAUUCCGGACGACCUCCAAGCUAUAUGUGUUACCAAUGGCAAACAAAUCAAGGAUAAAAUCUCAAACCUCUGCGGUGAUGAUACCAAGGUGGCUAUGCAGCAGUUCUCGGACAUAUGUGCCUCAGCUGGAUACAAAGGUGUGAACGAUAUAUUUACCAUUUCUGGUGUCUCAUCAUCAACUGCUGUUGCCAACCCCACAAGAACCGGUUAUGGCAUUGUCACCCCAACCGGCUCGUCUAGCAUUAUAUUAGUGCCCAGUUCGAGUCCAAUUCCCAGCUCCAGCCCGAGCCCAUCACCAAGUGGUCACCCCAGCGGGAUAAUUUCAGCCGGUGCGUCAGACCGUCAUGUUCCUGCUGCAGCAUUCGCAGCUGUUGUUUUCUUUGGAGUCGCGGCGGCACUGUAG